GUCGCGGGCGCAGCGCGUGUGCCGCCUCUACCACGACACCCACUUCCGGUCUAAGUUACUGAACGUUACAGUUAGUGAGUGCUUAAGUGACUAUUUAUUAUUUUAUAUUAACGAUAAUAUCCUGACCACGAAAAAAAAAUCCUAGAAUGGCUACAAUGUUAGUAAAUUCAACACAAACUGUGAUAAAAGAUACAUAUGAUUAUUACUUAUGGACACUAUCACUUUCAGAUAACAGAACGAAAGGAUGGCCACUCGUGGACUCUCCAUUACCAACAGUAUUGUACACACUUCUAUACCUAUUUAUCGUGUGGAUUGGCCCUAAGUUAAUGAAGAAUCGACAACCGUUCCAAUUGACGUGGCUACUUGUACCCUACAACUUGGCGAUGGCCGCCCUUAACGCGUAUAUCGCAGUUAGGUUACUUACUGCAUCAUUUAGAUUGAGGUAUAGCUACAUAUGUGAGCCUUGUCGACAAAAAUAUGAUCCCGAUGAAUUACAAAUAGCAGACGCAGUUUGGUGGUACUACUUCUCGAAGCUUCUAGAAUUCUGUGACACGUUCUUCUUUAUUUUAAGAAAGAAGGAUGAACAGCUAACGUUCCUUCAUGUUUAUCACCACUCUACAAUGUUCAGUUUUUGGUGGAUUGGCAUUAAAUGGGUACCAAGUGGGUCAACAUUCCUCCCCGCGAUGGUAAACAGCGGCAUCCACGUACUGAUGUAUACUUACUACGGCCUUUCAGUAUUCGGACCUUCCGUCAGCAAAUACCUAUGGUGGAAGAAAUACCUCACUAUUUUACAGCUGAUUCAGUUCACUUGUGCCCUCGUCCUUGGAGUAAACGGCAUCCGUACUGGCUGCGAGUUCCCGCUUUGGAUGCAUUAUGUGCUUAUUAUCUACAUGAUCUCGUUUAUCGUGCUGUUCGGAAACUUCUACAUGAAAGCAUACAUCGCUAAGGGAAGUAAAUGUAUGGAGGUGAGGUACGGUCAAUGCUUGGACGAUGAAGAUACCACGCUACGUAAGAAGUUGAAUUAGUUUUUAAUUGUUUUCAUAAGUAAAAAUGUAAUUUAU
Molecule: messenger RNA, 1061 nt
Organism: Papilio polytes (common Mormon)
Lineage: Eukaryota; Metazoa; Arthropoda; Insecta; Lepidoptera; Papilionidae
Product: elongation of very long chain fatty acids protein 4-like
Exons: 7
Coding region: 147-1025 (292 amino acids)
Biological process (GO): sphingolipid biosynthetic process; very long-chain fatty acid biosynthetic process; fatty acid elongation, monounsaturated fatty acid
Cellular component (GO): endoplasmic reticulum membrane
Molecular function (GO): fatty acid elongase activity
Source: RefSeq, a predicted model, not a curated record